Messenger RNA from Callorhinchus milii (elephant shark), 1506 nucleotides. RefSeq names its product transmembrane and coiled-coil domains 1 (gene tmco1). Bases 354 to 920 code for a protein of 188 amino acids. Gene Ontology annotation, cellular component: endoplasmic reticulum; endoplasmic reticulum membrane; cytoplasm. NCBI's taxonomy places the organism in Eukaryota, Metazoa, Chordata, Chondrichthyes, Chimaeriformes, Callorhinchidae. Gene Ontology annotation, biological process: endoplasmic reticulum calcium ion homeostasis. Gene Ontology annotation, molecular function: calcium channel activity. The record is from RefSeq and is a predicted model, not a curated record. The transcript is spliced from 7 exons.
CUCCCCCCCCCACCCCCGACACAUGUCUUGUGUAUUUUUUGCUGUAAACCGCAGUAUUUAGUGAGUUAUUGUGUUAGUUGUUGAGUUGGUCUUAACAGUGAUCCCGAGAACCACCAAUAAACCGCAAUAACAACGGUUUAACCCCCUCCCCCCCGAGCCCGGGGCUCGUACUCCCAGCAGGCACUGCGGCAGCUCAGUAACGGCCGCGGCUCGCGAGCCCAGAGUCCGCCGCACUCCCUCCCGACAUCCGCACUCCCUCCCGAUAUCCGCACACACUCGCACUCCCCCCCCCCCCCCCGACGCAGCCGAAGCCCCAGGACGACAGACCCACAGCCGCCUCUCGCCUGCCGGCCAUGAGUACCAUGUUCGCCGACACUAUCCUCAUCGUCUUCAUCUCAGUCUGCACCGCCCUGUUGGCCGAAGGUAUUACAUGGGUCCUGGUGUACAGAACUGACAAAUAUAAACGAUUAAAGGCAGAAGUAGAAAAACAGAGUAAGAAAUUAGAGAAGAAGAAGGAGGCCAUCACAGAAUCUGCUGGGAAACAACAAAAGAAGAAAAUAGAGAGACAAGAGGAAAAGCUGAAAAACAAUAAUCGUGAUCUCUCCAUGGUACGAAUGAAGUCCAUGUUUGCGAUUGGAUUUUGCUUCACUGCUUUGAUGGGCAUGUUUAAUUCCAUAUUUGACGGUCGAGUGGUGGCAAGACUUCCAUUUGUCCCACUGUCAUACAUCCAGGGAUUAUCCCACCGCAACCUUCUUGGAGAAGAUUACACUGACUGUUCCUUCAUCUUCCUGUACAUUUUAUGUACCAUGUCUAUUCGACAGAAUAUUCAGAAGCUCCUCGGUCUGGCUCCGUCCCGUGCAGCUACCAAACAAGCUGGAGGCUUCCUGGGACCCCCACCUCAAGCCAGCAAGUUUUCUUAAUGCAGCUGCAGAUCAGUAUUGAACAAGAAACCGCCUUGACCUACUAAAUGUCCCAUCGUGCUUUAUGCAGCUAAAGUGGGACUUUUUGUAACCUAGCAAUAAGUGAAAUACCUCCUAGAUUAAGAUAGCAAAAUAAGUAAAAAAUACCCAGCUGCUCUCAGCUUUGAGCAGGUGAACCACAUUAGACCAGGGCACUGAUGUACAAAUUAGUAAAUUUACUUCUCAGUUUUAUUUGAAUCAGUAAUUUUAUUAUGACAGGGACAUUGAAUUCUUAGAAUCAUGUGUUAAGUAAUUCAUUUCUACUGGAUUUUCUAAAGAAAACACUUUAAACAAAAAAUGGGAUGGAGGAGAGAGGCCGUCUACCUCAGAAUUGAGAGUUGAAGUUCUGUAAUGCUUCGUUAUUGUAAAAUAAAUUUUGCAUUUUCAAUCUGUCUAGUAAUUGAGUUCCAUAGAAAUGUCAUCUGUAAUAAUGAAGAAAUCUAAAUUUGACUACAUGUUUCCAAAACUCUGUCAGUUAUAAUGUGGAGUUUGCUAGGCUGUUAAGGUACAAGUACAUGUUCUGAAUUAAAAGUUUUUGAAAAUGGAA